GCUCAGCCUGCCAAGCCCGGCCACCGCAAGCCAACCCCAUCCCGAACGCAAAAGAUCCCGUGCGAGCUUGCGGCGGCGACGGUGGUGGACUAGAUUAGACAAUAGCCUUCCACCCAUCCGUAUACCCGUCUCGCUGCCUGCUGCUGCCGCCGGAGCCGUCGCCAAUGGCUCGGCUCAUGCUCUCCGAGUGCUGCGGCCUUGCGCCGCUCCGCCUUCGCGGCGCCAUUGCGGCGCCGGCUCCCCCCUCGCUCGCCGCGGUGCCGCGCAGGCCCGCGGCGGCGGCCAUCCACCGCGAGUGGGCGCUCCGCGUCUCCGCGCCCACCCGCCUCGUCUCCGCCGUUGAGGAGGACAAGAGGAGCUCCCCCCAGGGAGAGGAGAAGGAGGUGGUGGCGGCCAACGGCGCCGAGGGUGACUUCGAUCCCGGGGUGCCGCCGCCGUUCGGGCUCGCGGAGAUCCGCGCGGCCAUACCCAAGCACUGCUGGGUCAAGGACCCCUGGCGCUCCAUGAGCUACGUGCUGCGCGACGUUGUCGUCGUGCUGGGCCUCGCCGCAGCCGCCGCGCGCCUGGACAGCUGGCUCGUCUGGCCGCUUUACUGGGCCGCGCAGGGCACCAUGUUCUGGGCGCUCUUCGUUCUCGGGCACGACUGUGGACAUGGGAGCUUCUCAAACAACUCCAAGCUGAACAGCGUGGUCGGCCACAUACUCCACUCCUCCAUUCUUGUCCCAUACCACGGAUGGAGGAUUAGCCACAGGACGCAUCAUCAGAACCACGGCCACGUCGAGAAGGACGAGUCCUGGCACCCGCUACCAGAGAGGCUGUACAACAGCCUGGACUUUAUGACCCGGAAAUUGCGGUUCACCAUGCCGUUCCCCUUGCUCGCAUUCCCGUUAUACUUGUUCGCAAGGAGUCCAGGAAAGUCAGGAUCACAUUUCAACCCGAGCAGUGAUCUGUUCCAACCUAAUGAAAAGAAGGACAUAGUAACAUCAACAGCAUCCUGGCUGGCCAUGGUUGGUAUUCUAGCUGGUCUGACCUUUGUGAUGGGGCCUCUUCAGAUGCUAAAGCUCUAUGCCAUCCCAUACUUGGUAUUCGUUAUGUGGCUGGAUAUGGUCACAUACUUGCACCAUCAUGGCCACGAAGACAAGCUUCCCUGGUACCGUGGAAAGGAAUGGAGUUAUCUGCGUGGAGGACUGACGACGCUCGAUCGGGACUAUGGAUUGAUCAACAAUAUACAUCAUGACAUUGGAACUCAUGUCAUCCAUCAUCUUUUCCCUCAAAUCCCGCAUUACCAUCUCAUUGAGGCGACUGAGGCAGCAAAACCUGUGCUUGGCAAGUACUACAAAGAGCCAAAGAAGUCAGGUCCUCUCCCAUUCCACCUAUUUAGGGUGCUAGCACAAAGCUUAAAGCAAGACCACUAUGUUAGCGAUACCGGAGAUGUUGUCUACUACCAAACUGACUCGAAAACGAACACCUCUGCACAAAAUUCUGAUUGACAUACACGAUAGCGUGCAGCUUACUCUUCAUCUUCUCAGGAGGCUGUGCCUUAACACCUGAACAGCCUCCUGGGACCUCUGAUUGGUGUUCUCGAGUCCAUUGAACCUCGAAGCAAGAAUGUAACUGGCAAAGUCUAAUCAUUGUAAAAGAGGGUAUAUGUAAUUCCUUCCAAUGAUUGAAGAUAGGGUAUAUGUUACAUCUGAUGUAAGAAACAUACGAUUCUUUGGACAAGAUAGAUUACAGUAAAGAGUGCAAGAAAAAAGAGCUUACUUACCUGAA
This is a messenger RNA of Phragmites australis (common reed), 1770 nucleotides long. RefSeq names its product omega-3 fatty acid desaturase, chloroplastic-like. Gene Ontology annotation, biological process: lipid metabolic process. The record is from RefSeq and is a predicted model, not a curated record. The transcript has 8 exons. Lineage: Eukaryota; Viridiplantae; Streptophyta; Magnoliopsida; Poales; Poaceae. Gene Ontology annotation, molecular function: oxidoreductase activity, acting on paired donors, with oxidation of a pair of donors resulting in the reduction of molecular oxygen to two molecules of water. Bases 165 to 1490 code for a protein of 441 amino acids.